Molecule: messenger RNA, 2076 nt
Organism: Penicillium lagena
Lineage: Eukaryota; Fungi; Ascomycota; Eurotiomycetes; Eurotiales; Aspergillaceae
Exons: 5
Coding region: 1-2076 (691 amino acids)
Biological process (GO): proteolysis
Molecular function (GO): serine-type peptidase activity
Source: RefSeq, a predicted model, not a curated record
AUGAUCCCGAAAUUUUCUUUACUUCUUGUCCUGGCUGGCGGCUUGUCCGCAGUCGCACUUCCGAGCAGAAACAGCACGCAACAGAAUGCUUGCCUGGGCGUCUCUAAGCUCGCCGCACAAGCCAGAAAAGCAAACGUAACGGACUUUGUCACAGUUCCAGGGGAGCUGGCCUACAACUGCCUUCGAUCUAUGCCCUUCGACCCUAGAAAUGGUACUCUUUUUGUCAGCGAAAUCACGAAGUUUGUGCAGUGGCAAAGCACUCUCGAGGUACUCCAAAACCCGCCGCUUGGUUACUUGUCUCCUCCUACGGAUAUUCUAGGUGGCCUCAAAAUCAUUGAAGACUUAGCCCUGUUAGGAGCGUUCAGUAGCCAGUACGAGUUUGACCAAGCCAUCGACCAGCUAUUAGCAACUUCCAAUGACGGACACCUCUCUAUUGAUACCUGCUCUCCACAGAUCUUUAGCUUUGAGGUAGAUCUCCCUGUGGUAUCAAUUUCCACGGAUGGAGUCAAGAUUCCACAGAUCUACGCUUCAGAGGAUGCGCGGCUACUCAAUUCAGGCUCCUCAACUGUCUCCCCUAUUGUCGCUAUCAAUGGUGAGCCGGCAGCAGAGGCAAUAGAAAACCUAUCUAGCCUAAUGUCAUUGCAGGAUCCAGAUGCUCGUUAUAAUAUGAUGUUCAUGUCGCCCGUGCGGUUAGUGGCCGAUUCGUUCUCUCCUCAAGGAGGCUUCGCUGUGCAACAGCUUGGUUGGCCUGGGCGAGCAACGUAUGAGAUACAAUUUGCCAACGGGACGACCAUUCACAAGCCAAUUGUUGCCCAGACGGAUGUCGGCUUUGCGUAUACCAGUGGCCAAUCCUUGCUUAAAGGCGCUUGUCUUAAGGGCACAUCAUCUUCCGCGUCUCUGUCCUCGACAUCUAGUGGGGGGUCUUUAAACACCACCAACCCUUUGCCAUUCUUUUAUCCUAAGCCUCUCGCGCGGGAUAAUUAUAAUAUGCUUUCCGGUUACUAUCUCAACGAGACUGAUCUGCAGGAUGUGGCCGUUCUUGCCAUCCCUAGCUUCGAGCCCUCCGAAUACGCUAUGGAGCCCGCCGAGUUUGCUAGUAUCGCAACCAAAUUCGUCGUGCAAGCAGUCCGAGACGGCAAGAAAAAGUUGGUUAUCGAUCUAUCUGCCAAUCCGGGAGGUGAUCUCAGCAGUGGUAUGGACUUAUUUAAGCUGUUCUUCCCCGACCAAGAUAUCUACCAGGCUUCUCGCAUACGCGAUCACGAGGCUUUCAAUCUUGCUGGACAGGCACUUGCCCAUCUGAAAGUCGCCAAGAAAGCUGAUUAUCUUGCUUGCGACUCUGCUAGUGAUCUUUGCAUCGAAGCUAUUGUCAAACCCGACCAAACUCCGACUCAGGUUUUACAUUUUGAAUCAUGGCAGGAAAUCUACGGGCCCUACGAACAGCUCGGAGGGAAUAUGUCAGCCUUGAUGGGCGUUGAAUGGCUGGCCAAAUCUUCCAUGCCUACGUCUCCGAUUCGAGGCUACGGCGGGGUUCCUCAGAUUCCCAACGAGCGACUAUUUGAACCGGAGAACAUUCUCUUGUUGACAGACGGACUCUGCACAUCAACCUGCACGGUCUUCGCAGAGCUGAUGAAGAGCCAAGGCGCUGUCAAGAGCCUAGUCUUCGGCGGACGGCCACGAGUCGGACCAAUGCAAGCCAUCGGCGGUUCUAAGGGUAACACUGCUGCCUCGUUAUCGCAGAUUCUUGCAAUUGGAGAGACGGCGUACAAAGUCGCUCCCACUGCCGAGCUAAGGAAAAAUAUCUAUAAAGCUUUCCCGAACCCCCACAGAAUUCCCUUCCAGCUCGGUGGGGAAGGAGGACAGGUCAACUUCAGGAGUGCCUACCGCAAGGGCGAGGAUGAGGUGCCUCUGCAGUUCGUCUAUGAGGCCGCCGACUACCGUCGCUUCUAUACCUUUGAGAACAUUAUGAAGCCCGAGACCAUGUGGGCUGAUGCUGCUCGUACUUUCUGGGGCCAGGGGGGAUACGUUGCGGGUUCGAAGGGGAUGGACUUUGUCCCUGGAUCAUCCGCGAGUUAUUAA